This is a messenger RNA of Morus notabilis, 255 nucleotides long. Its product is annotated as polcalcin Phl p 7. NCBI's taxonomy places the organism in Eukaryota, Viridiplantae, Streptophyta, Magnoliopsida, Rosales, Moraceae. Gene Ontology annotation, molecular function: calcium ion binding. The record is from RefSeq and is a predicted model, not a curated record. The transcript has a single exon. Bases 1 to 255 code for a protein of 84 amino acids.
AUGGCUGAACUUACAGAGGAAAGGGCGCAAUGUGAGCGAAUCUUCAAGCGUUUCGAUGCAAACGGCGACGGAAAAAUCUCAUGGACGGAGCUGGCUGAUGCGCUGAAUUCUCUCGGCUCAGGUUCACCGGAUGAAGUUCACCGCAGAAUGGCUGAGAUAGACAAGGAUGGCGACGGCUUCAUUUCGCUCGAUGAAUUGUAUGCAUUCCAAUUGGCCAAUCCUGACUUGAUGAAAGACGUCUCGAAGAAACUCUAG